GUUGUCUGCUAGAGAUCCUCCUGAUAACCGAGCCAGGCCUCGUCCCUCCAGCACAGCUUCCCAGCGAGCCAUGCCCUGCGACGACAAGUGCGGCUGCGCCAUGCCGUGCCCGGGCGGCGCCGCUUGCGGGCACGGUGGCCAGGCCUCGUCCUCCCCAGUGUGCCGGGAAGAAGCAGAGCAGCGGCGGCGGGGCGGUGCCGGUGAACCCCGCGGCCGUGGCGCACACCACCUGCACCUGCGGCGAGCACUGCUCCUGCAGGCCGUGCUCCUGCGGCCGGCUCGGCUCCGGCGACGGCGACGGCAGGGCCGACUGCACCUGCGGCCCCACCUGCACCUGCGUCGUCUGCACCGCCUGAUCAACCCAUCCGACUAGUCGUCGUAGCGUACCGUGUGUUUGUUGCUUCAGAUGGACUGUACCACUCUGUCAGCCAGUGUACUCAUGGCAUGAAUAAGAAUCCUUCAUCUUCA
Molecule: messenger RNA, 468 nt
Organism: Triticum aestivum (bread wheat)
Lineage: Eukaryota; Viridiplantae; Streptophyta; Magnoliopsida; Poales; Poaceae
Product: EC protein I/II-like
Exons: 2
Coding region: 71-373 (100 amino acids)
Molecular function (GO): zinc ion binding
Source: RefSeq, a predicted model, not a curated record